AUGUGUUUUAAACCAAGACUUCAAUUAAUUUGGGCUGAAGAUUUUAAAAAAGGAAUUGGAAAAAAUAAUACUUUACCAUGGGAUAUUCCAAAUGAAAUGGCUCAUUUUCAAAAAACUACAACUACCGUCAAUGACAACAAUAAACGAAAUGCUGUAAUAAUGGGAAGAAAAUGUUGGGAAAGUAUUCCAGAAAAAUAUCGUCCAUUAAGAAAACGCCUUAAUAUUGUCCUUAGUCGUACUAUGGAACCAAAAGAUGAAAAAAAUCUUAUUAUUACGGAUAAUUUUGAUGCAUUGAUAAAUCGUCUAUCCACUGAUGAAAAACUUCAUGUUGAUCUUGAAAAUGUAUUUGUCAUUGGAGGAAGUGACAUUUAUAAUUUGGCUUUAUCAUCAAAAUAUUUAUCAAAAUUAAUAGUAACAGUUAUUGAAAAUGAUUUUGGUUGUGAUGUGUUUGCUCCUUCUAUUGAUUAUUCCAAAUUUAAAUUAUGUGAUAAAAGAGAGUUUUUUGAGGGAGAACCAUAUAAGUAUACCAUAAGAACAUAUGAAGUUAUGGAAAACAGUUUUUAA
This is a messenger RNA of Strongyloides ratti, 564 nucleotides long. RefSeq names its product Dihydrofolate reductase. The transcript has a single exon. Gene Ontology annotation, biological process: dihydrofolate metabolic process; tetrahydrofolate biosynthetic process; folic acid metabolic process. The record is from RefSeq and is a predicted model, not a curated record. Bases 1 to 564 code for a protein of 187 amino acids. Gene Ontology annotation, cellular component: mitochondrion. Lineage: Eukaryota; Metazoa; Nematoda; Chromadorea; Rhabditida; Strongyloididae. Gene Ontology annotation, molecular function: dihydrofolate reductase activity; NADP binding.